Molecule: messenger RNA, 698 nt
Organism: Zootoca vivipara (common lizard)
Lineage: Eukaryota; Metazoa; Chordata; Lepidosauria; Squamata; Lacertidae
Product: mast cell protease 2-like
Biological process (GO): proteolysis
Molecular function (GO): serine-type endopeptidase activity
Source: RefSeq, a predicted model, not a curated record
CAUUGCGGAGUCAGAUUUUUGGGGGGCAUGAAGCCAAGCCCCACUCGAGACCCUACAUGGCUUACUUGAGGGAUCCCGAGGACUGGUUCUGUGGCGGAUUCCUGGUGGCACCCCAGUGGGUAAUGACGGCUGCACACUGCAAUCGCAACUAUAGGGUCACCUUGGGGGCACAUAAUAUCUACAUUAAAGAACCAUUUCAGCAAGUGUUCAGCGUUGCGGGAAACUACGUACACUCGAAAUAUAAACACUAUUACAAAAAUAAUGAACUCAUCAUAUACAACGAUAUCCGUCUGCUCAAGCUGAAUUCAAAGGCUACUCUGGGUAAAUACGUCAAGAUCCUGCGCUUGCCCACAUUCAACCGUGACCUCUCCCAUGGGACCCCCUGCAGCGUGGCAGGAUGGGGCCCGGUUUACAAAGACUGGUUACCACACACACUCUAUGAGACCAAUGUCAUCAUCUAUGACCGUUGGGCAUGUGGGAAACUGCAUCAUAACAUCGAUGGUGGGAAGGUCUGUGCUGGGAGCCCCUACAAGCCGAUGACUAUUUUGCCGGGUGACUCAGGUGGCCCCUUGGUGUGCAAUGAUGUGGCACAAGGAAUCGCCUCGUAUUUCAAUCCCUCGCACCCUCCAGCAGUUUACACUCGUGUUGCCCACUACCUUGAUUGGAUCCAGGAAACCAUGCAGAAGCACUCGCAGUAA